Messenger RNA from Manis javanica (Malayan pangolin), 4237 nucleotides. It is a transcript of the gene DNA2, whose product is annotated as DNA replication helicase/nuclease 2. Gene Ontology annotation, biological process: replication fork reversal. The record is from RefSeq and is a predicted model, not a curated record. Lineage: Eukaryota; Metazoa; Chordata; Mammalia; Pholidota; Manidae. Gene Ontology annotation, molecular function: single-stranded DNA helicase activity; 5'-flap endonuclease activity. Gene Ontology annotation, cellular component: cytoplasm.
CUGGCGCGCCUUUUAUUUUCAGCUUUGCUCUGGAUUCCCGGGGUUUUAUCCGGCGACAGUCUACGCCCGGGAUGGAGCAGCUGGACGAACUGGAGCUGCUGAUGGAGGAGAGUUUCGGGGAGGAGGCUGCGCCGCCGGCGGAACUGUUUCAGAAGGUUGAAGCUUCCUUUUCUAAAACAGUUCUGAGCCAAGGAAUGGAUAACCGUUACCUGGUAUUAGCAGUCAAUAUUGUACAGAAUGAAGAAGGAAACCAUGAAAAGCACCUAAUCAUCACUGCUUCCCAGUCGCUAGAUAAAGAACUGUGUAUCCUUAGGAAUGACUGGUUUUCUGUACCAGUAGAGCCAGGGGACAUCAUUCAUUUGGAGGGAGACUGUGUAUCUGAUACUUGGAUAAUAGAUGAAAAUUUUGGAUAUUUGAUUCUAUAUCCAGAUAUGCUGAUUUCUGGUACAAGCAUAGCCAGAAGCAUUCGAUGUAUGAGAAGAGCUGUCCUCAGUGAAACUUUUAGGAGUUCUGAUCCAGCCACACGCCAAAUGCUGAUUGGUACAAUUCUCCAUGAAGUAUUUCAAAAAGCAGUAAGUGCUAGCUUUGUCCCGGAGAAACUACAAGAAUUUGCUUUUCAAACUGUUCAGGAGAUAAGGCAUCUGAAAGAAAUGUACCGCUUAAACCUGAAUCAAGAUGAAAUAAAACGGGAAGUAGAGGAGUAUCUUCCUUCAUUUUCUAAAUGGGCUGGAGAUUUCAUGCAUAAAUAUACUUCAGCUGACUUCCCUCAGAUGCAGCUCUCUCUGCCAAGUGAUAAUAGUAACAAUAAUUUGACAUGCAAAAUUGAAAUCAUAAACUCACUGGAUAUUGAAGAAAGCAUUUGGUCCCCUAGGUUUGGGCUAAAGGGCAAAAUAGAUGUUACAGUUGGUGUGAAAAUACAUCGAGGAUGUAAAACAAAAUAUAAGAUAAUGCCAUUGGAACUGAAAACUGGCAAAGAAUCAAAUUCUAUUGAACAUCGUAGUCAGCUUGUUCUGUACACACUGCUAAGCCAAGAGAGAAGAGCUGAUCCUGAGGCUGGCCUGCUCCUCUACCUCAAGACUGGCCAUAUGUACCCUGUGCCUGCCAACCAUCUUGAUAAAAGAGAAUUACUAAGGCUAAGAAACCAGAUGGCAUUCUCUUUGUUUCACCGUAUUAGCAAAUCUGAUACUGGAAAGGAGAAGGCAAAGCUUGCUUGUUUGCCCCAGAUAAUUGAAGAGCAACAAACCUGCAAAUAUUGUUCACAAAUGGGCAACUGUGCUCUUUAUAGCAGAGCAGUUGAACAACAGAUGGAUGACAGUUCUGUUCCAAUUGGCAUGCUGUCCAAAAUAAAAGAAGAAACCCAGCAUCUAAAGGUUACACACUUGGAGUAUUUCAGUCUUUGGUGUCUAAUGUUAACCCUAGAGUCAAAAUCAAAGGAUAAUAAAAAAAAUCACCAAAAUAUAUGGUUAAUGCCUGCUUCAGAAAUGGAGGAAAAUGGCAACUGCAUUGGAAACCUAAUCAGAAUAGAACGUGUAAGGACAGUUUGUGAUGGACAAUAUUUGCAUAAUUUCCAACGUAAAAAUGGUGCCAUGCCCAUCACAAAUCUAAUGGCAGGUGACAGAGUUAUUUUAAGUGGAGAAGAGAGAACACUGUUUGCAUUGUCUAGGGGAUAUGUGAAAGAGAUUAACAUGACAACAGUAAUCUGUUUAUUAGACAGGAACUUGUCAGUACUUCCAGAAUCAACUUUGUUCAGAUUGGACCAGGAAGAAAAAAAUUGUGAUAUAGAUACCCCAUUAGGAAAUCUUUCUAAAUUGAUGGAAAAUACUUGCAUCAGCCAAAAACUUCGAGAUUUAAUCAUUGACUUUCGUGAACCCCAGUUUAUAUCCUACCUCAGUUCUGUUCUUCCACAUGAUGCAAAAGAUACCGUUGCCUGCAUUCUAAAAGGUUUGAAUAAACCUCAGAGGCAAGCAAUGAAAAAGGUACUCCUUUCAAAAGACUACACACUCAUCGUGGGCAUGCCUGGAACAGGAAAAACAACUACAAUAUGUACUCUAGUACGAAUUCUCUAUGCCUGUGGUUUUAGUGUUUUGUUGACCAGCUAUACUCACUCUGCUGUUGACAAUAUUCUUUUGAAGUUAGUGAAGUUUAAAAUUGGAUUUUUGCGCCUGGGUCAGACUCAAAAGGUUCAUCCAGGUAUCCAGAAAUUUACAGAGGAGGAAAUUUGCAGAUCAGAGUCCAUUAAAUCCUUAGCCCUUCUAGAGGAACUCUACAAUAGUCAACUUAUAGUUGCAACAACAUGUAUGGGAAUAAAUCAUCCAAUAUUUUCUCGUAAAAUUUUUGAUUUUUGUAUUGUGGAUGAAGCCUCUCAAAUUAGCCAACCAAUAUGUCUAGGGCCACUUUUUUUUUCACGGAGAUUUGUGUUGGUGGGGGAUCAUCAGCAGCUUCCUCCCCUGGUGCUAAACCAUGAAGCAAGAGCUCUUGGCAUGAGUGAAAGCUUAUUCAAGCGGCUGGAGCGGAAUAAGAAUGCUGUUGUUCAAUUAACUGUGCAGUACAGAAUGAAUAGUAAAAUUAUGUCUUUAAGUAAUAAAUUGACAUAUGAAGGAAAGCUGGAGUGUGGAUCAGACAAAGUGGCCAAUGCAGUGAUUAACCUACCUAACUUCAAAGAUGUGAAGCUGGAACUGGAACUUUAUGCUGAUUAUUCUGAAAAUCCUUGGCUGAUUGGAGUAUUUAAGCCAAACAAUCCUGUUUGUUUUCUUAAUAUGGACAAGGUUCCGGCACCAGAACAAGUUGAAAAGAGUGGUGUGAGCAAUAUAACAGAAGCCAAACUCAUAGUUUUCUUGACCUCAAUUUUUAUUAAGGCUGGAUGUAAUCCAUCUGAUAUUGGCAUCAUUGCACCAUACAGGCAGCAGUUAAAGAUCAUCAAUGAUUUAUUGUCACAUUCUUCUGUUGGGCUGGUCGAAGUUAAUACAGUAGAUAAAUACCAAGGAAGAGACAAAAGUAUCAUUCUAGUAUCUUUUGUUAGAAGUAAUAAAGAUGGAACUCUUGGUGAACUCUUGAAAGAUUGGCGACGUCUUAAUGUUGCUAUAACUAGAGCCAAACAUAAACUGAUUCUCCUGGGAUGUGUGCCCUCACUGAACCGUUACCCUCCUUUGGCGAAGCUGCUUAAUCAUCUAAACUCAGAAAAAUUGAUCAUUGAUCUUCCAUCAGGAGAACAUGAAAGUCUUUGUUACAUAUUGGGUGAUUUUCAAAGAAGAUAAAGCUUUUUCCAUACUAGCAUGAUGAUCUCCUUUGACUACUGCCUAUUAUUAGUGAUUUGGGUAUGCUGUAAAGUCAAUGUUUGGUUAGACUGAAGAUACCUCUUAUACUGAGGGUAUGAAAUGAUGUAAAUGAACUCUGUUCACAGUUCUAAUUUUUAAUUUUUUUGGUAGAAUCUUUUUAAGCAUAAAGUUCUAUCACCAUAUAAUAUUUAACACUGUAUUUAUUUUUUCAGGACAGGUCCACCCAAAACUGAAAAGUCUAAACUUAUAGGUACUAUAAAUGUGUUUUGUGUGACCUAGAAAGAAUUUGAUAAAUUUUUACAGCAUUAAGGAUGGAUUAACUUCUGGAUCUAAGAAACUUUUAAGUCUAAAAUUUCAAGACUAAUUUGAUUUUGUACAUUUUUAUAUUUUUGUGUUUUGAAAGAUUAGGUAAGAAAAUUGAUUUGUUUUUCUUAUUUAAGCCCAGUCUUAUGAUGAUGAGAACAUAGGUGUGGUUCUUUUCUGUAUUUUCAGGUCCCUGAUCCAAAGGCCAUUUUGCUGUUUUUUUUUACCCCUGACUUUUGCUUUCUGGUAUCACAUAUGUUUUCACGUUAAACCUAAUCUUUUAAAUGUUAUUUUAAAUUGAUUAUUUCCAAUUGAUUUCUGAUUCCCCCUUUCUCUCCCACUUGUUUUUAGUAUUUAGUGUUAUAUAGUGGAUUUUGAUACAAAAUUCUUUUUCUUCUGAUAAGAAAUUUUGUUUGCUGAAUUGAUGAUAAAUUGAAAAGGUAUAUGCCUGUUUUCACCUAUUUAUGUUCAUAUUCCCUUUUGUUUUGGGGGCAUGGUUCUUUUUGUAUGAAGAUAUUUUGUGAGACAGAAUUACCUCAAAAUGCUUAAUUUAUGCAUAUGGUGAUGGAUUUUAAUCUCAGUGUAUCCAUCUGGGGAGAAAUCUCAUUUAAAGCUUUUUUUUUUAAUGAAUGUUAAAUAUGUUAAAAUUGUUGCUUCUA